Molecule: messenger RNA, 1493 nt
Organism: Aspergillus sclerotioniger CBS 115572
Lineage: Eukaryota; Fungi; Ascomycota; Eurotiomycetes; Eurotiales; Aspergillaceae
Product: PP2C family serine/threonine-protein phosphatase
Exons: 2
Coding region: 1-1443 (480 amino acids)
Biological process (GO): protein dephosphorylation
Molecular function (GO): protein serine/threonine phosphatase activity
Source: RefSeq, a predicted model, not a curated record
AUGUUGCCGUUCCGUGUGGCCCGAACCCGUUUAUGCGUGACACCGCAGUCAUUAUUACCUCGCACUUACUUCUCAACGAAACGUCGACCCUCAUCCUCGACCUUGAAGAAAGUCGCAGUUGGAUGUGCUAUUACUGUGCCCGCGCUUUGGUACCUCAUACAUGCUCGCAUGGUCCUUGAUGAUGCCCCAUAUCUUCAAGACCCCCCUACUGAUCAUUGGGACGUUGAGCCCAGUCCUUACAAAGAUCAAGUAACGAGCAUCUUAUCUCAAGGUUCAUAUGUAGCGCCGGUCCAAAAUGUGCCAGGUGUCGUGAGGUAUGAUGGUGCCCAGGUAGCCUCCAAUAACCCAUGUGAAGACUACUUUAUCCAUGGAAAGUUUCCAUCACCGUGGAAUGAUGGCAACCAGUGGAUGGCUUGGGGUCUUUUCGACGGCCACGGGGGUGGACAUACAGCAGAGCUACUGAAGGAAAAGCUCCUGCCUUUUGUUCGACACAGCUUGAACCAAGUCGAGCGUUCUCCAGACGGGAGAAUGGUACCCGAAGAGCUGAUUCAGCACGCAAUCAUGAAAGGGUUCCAGAACCUCGAUAAUUCUAUUAUCGAAACGGCCUUGUCUACGUCCCAGAGCGAAAGAUUGCUGCAGGAGAAGGUGAAGAGAUUGACUCCCGCUUUCAGUGGCUCAUGCGCCUUGCUAUCCCUAUAUGACCCUUCUGCAAAGACACUACAUGUGGCAUGUACCGGUGAUUCAAGAGCAGUCUUGGGAUCUCUAGGCACAGACGGAAAGUGGGAGGCAACACCUCUAUCAGUCGACCAAACUGGUUUCAACGAAGAAGAGGCUGCUAGGAUACACGAUGAACAUCCUGGUGAGAACGUCGUGGUCCAGGGACGAGUGUUAGGUUUUGGGACGUCACGAGCUUUUGGUGAUAGUCAGUUGAAGUGGCCUUUGGACUUCCAGCAGGAGGUGUAUCAGAGAUUUUACGGUCCAAGUUGGAACGGGGCCAUUCAAACACCCCCAUAUGUGACAGCUAAGCCUGUUGUCACAAGCACUAAAAUCGACCCUGAGAGCCCCUCCUUCCUUAUCAUGGCAACGGACGGCUUAUGGGAUAUGCUCUCCAGUCAGCAGGCAGUCGACCUGGUUGGGAAAUGGUUGGAACCGGACGCACCUGAGAACCGCACUGACCCGGAGCCAACCUAUGAACCGUUUGACUUUGGGCCAUUGUGGAAGGGCAUGGAAUGGAAAUUUGUGGAUGGACGGACAACAGCGCAGGAUGACAAUGUCGCUGUGCAUCUAGUGCGUAAUUCUCUUGGGGGAAAUCAUCACGAGAUGCUAGCAGGCCGUCUCGCUUUGAGCCCCCCAUUUUCCCGACAUGCACGAGACGAUGUGACUGUGCAGGUGGUUUUCUUUCACAGAAACGGCCACAGGAACAAGUAUCAAAGCAGCGAUUAAUACUUUGGGCAUUCUUCAUUAUGGGGAGCAUGCGGCUGGCAAGUAUACCC